AUGGUCUCCCUUGCCGCCACGACUUCACGCAACUCGGCGCUGCCGCCUAACCCUGCAAUUCCUCGAUCGAAAAUGAUCAGCAACUCCUCUCCCGUUCCUAUCCUCAAAACCUCCAAGCCGACUCGCCCGAUGGCCGGCACGAAACGCAAGAUGAGCGACGCUGACCUCGCCCUCUCCCCCUCGUCGUCCCAAGGCGAUGACGUUACCGAAGAGCUCCCCAGUAAGAAGCGACCACGCGUUCAAUUCGACCAGAAUGUGAAGCUACACGAUGCUUCUGGGCCCGAUGCCUCGUCCGAAAAGAGCCUGGCUUUCGUUCGGGAAGAAGUGCGCAGUGCUAUCCACCGCCAUGUCACAAUGUCAGAAAGCGAGGGGUACGACCGAAUCAAGGGAAUCUUCACGGCCGACCCCAAGAAACAGGGUGAUGACGCCGUACUUGCAUACGACUUGCCAACACAUACGUCUUUGAAGAACCACCUCCUCGGUCUACUCUCACAUGUCGCCUCUCUCGACCGUUCAUGUAGCGGACUCGUUCACGCUAUCAUCAACAGCGAGUGGCUUGGUCGUGAUGAAUCAUACGUGAAGCUUUAUAUCCGGUUCAUGGGCAAUCUGGCUGCUGCACAAGGUACCUACCUUAGCCCUGUCUUGAAGAUGCUCGCCACCAACCUCAGCACCGUCCCUCGAGGACUCGGUCGUCUCCCUGGCUACGCUGUUGUUUCACCCUCUGAAAUCCACACUCGUGUUCACAUGGCACUCCGCCAUUUGCUACGACUGAUCCCAGCUGCUAGUGGUUCGCUGUCUCCAAUCUUGUCUGCGCAGUUCCCCUUCGACUCGGACCCCGCUAGUGCCAAUGUCGCCUACACUCGCAACCUUGUUCAAAUUAUCAACUACACACCCGAACUGCAAUCCGACAUCCUUGCUCUGAUCACCGAGAAACUUGUAAAAGUGGAUGUUCAGAUUCAAGUAGACAUGGAAGACUUCGAGGAGGAGGUUGGCGACGAGCUCAUUCACGACAUUGAUGACGACGAAGUCGAUGAUGACAAUGAGUCUGUUGCAAGCGAUGACUCAGAGGAAGACGACACACAGGGUGCGAAGAAGAUUAAGGACAACAUCCUCAAGGUUGAUGGAAUGAUCGAUAUUCUCUUCGAAUACUUUGCUCCUCCUUUCGCCUCUGGCAGCCUGGACGACAAGGAGAACGCUUUGGAUCUGCUCCUCAGCCACUUCCAAAGCAUCAUCCUCCCAACAUACCGAUCACGCCACACUCAAUUCCUCCUCUUCCAUUUUUCUCAGUCCUCUCCCGUGCUCGUCGAUCGUUUCGCCUCGACCUUUGUGCAAUUGAUCUUCAACAGACUUCAGCCUGGUAUCCUGCGCCAGUCCGCAGCCGCAUACCUUGCCAGCUUCGUUGCUCGUGGUGCUCACAUUUCUGGCGAUGUCGUUCGCGAUGUUUUUGACCUGCUUCUCACCCACCUGAAUAAUCUGCGCAUUGAUUACGAAGUCAGCUGCCGCGGCCCUGAUCUCCGUCGCUAUGGCCCCUUUUACUCCACCGCUCAAGCACUACUCUACAUCUUCUGCUUCCGCUGGCGCGACCUAACAACCGCUGCCAUUGACGGCGACACUGCAGACCAGGUGGACGAGCUCGAGCCAGAGUUCCUCCACAAGUCCAUCUACUCGCGUCUGAACCCUCUGAAGGUGUGCUCUCCAGCCAUCGUUUCCGAGUUCGCCCGCAUCGCCCACCACUUCCAAUUUCUCUACGUCUACCCCCUCCUCGAGACCAACAAGCGCAUUCGCAUCACAGCCUUCCGAAGUAUCUCCACCCUCGCAGACCCUCGCUUUAGUCAAGUCGGCCGCGAGAUCCGUGCUGGCGACAACAGCGGCUACCAACUCGACGCAUACUUCCCCUUCGACCCCUACCAGCUGCCCCGCAGCCGACGCUGGCUGGAAGGUGACUACGUCGAAUGGCGCGGUAUCCCCGGUCUGGACGAUGCCAACGACUCAGACAGCGGCGCCGAUGAUGAAUCCGAUGAAGACGGCGAAGACGCAACAGAGACAGACGAGGAGUAA
Molecule: messenger RNA, 2058 nt
Organism: Penicillium antarcticum
Lineage: Eukaryota; Fungi; Ascomycota; Eurotiomycetes; Eurotiales; Aspergillaceae
Product: rDNA-binding RNA polymerase I transcriptional factor
Exons: 2
Coding region: 1-2058 (685 amino acids)
Biological process (GO): transcription initiation at RNA polymerase I promoter
Cellular component (GO): nucleus
Molecular function (GO): RNA polymerase I general transcription initiation factor activity; RNA polymerase I core binding
Source: RefSeq, a predicted model, not a curated record